This is a messenger RNA of Aspergillus calidoustus, 771 nucleotides long. NCBI's taxonomy places the organism in Eukaryota, Fungi, Ascomycota, Eurotiomycetes, Eurotiales, Aspergillaceae. The record is from the annotation of a GenBank genome assembly.
AUGGUACUCCAAACUCUGCUCGAUUACCUUUCCGUUGGCCUUCCACAGAUUCCCGUAGGUGGCACUGCCCCAUCUCGCAACACGACGAAUCCUCGCUAUGGCGCAGAGGAUAUCCACGAGGUGGUUUCUUGGCUCGAAUUCAACUACUCCACAAUUACUCAGCGAUAUGGUGUUCCACUGCGAUUGAAACAGAUUCAAUCCGAGCCCGCCGCAUCCCCACCUGCCGCGAUAAGAGACGAGCCCCAGUUUCAGCUACGGUUUGCCGAACUCGUUUUGCCUCGUGUGAGGCGGUCACUUCGGGCUGCUUUCGAGCAACUUGCAUCUGAACUUGCGGUGCGACGACUCUCGCCGGUCACGUUCGAUGGAGGAAGUGCGGCGUUUAUAGUAGAUCUGUUUCGACCAGAUACUGCUUUCAUAGCAGUCGGAGGAAGUGCUGCUUCAAGUCCGAAUCGAGCUCCAGGGGACUUGAAGGUAUCCUGGAAAUGGCAGUCUUCAUGGCGUUAUUCUCAGACUCUCGCAGAACAGCGUGAGUAUAAGCAGGUAUUGGCUCAGGAUAAUUUCUAUAUGCGUCAGCAUAACGCCCGGUAUGGCUAUAUUCUGACGGACACGGAGCUUGUUGCUGUCAAGCGUUUAGAGGGGAGUGGUCGUCUAGCGGUCUCCACGGCUGUGGCCUGGACGCAGGGAGGUGUAGGAGUAUUAUCGGUACUAUUAGCUUUAUGGUACCUCGGGAUGCUUGCAGCAGAGGACGGGAGUUGGAUUUUAAAUGCAUAG